AUGACUUUAGCGUGUGGUUUCAGGCGGCAGAAAAAGCGAGAAAAAGAGGCGAGGAAGAAAAAUCUCAAACGUGCCAGAGCGGCGAGCCUGGGAAAUGCCUUUUCGGAAAUUGAACAACUUCUUGCGUUUACGGUAAAUCCUCGGGCGGAUCAAGAAGAAGAUUCCGAGGAGGUGACGAUCGAGAAAAUUGAAGAAUGCCAGGAAAUGUUGAAAUCGUUGCGCUCCAGACCUUGGCCGAUGACGAAGAAGCUCCAAGUUCUUCAAGAAAAACGGGCGGUUCUACUCAAAUUUGAGGGAAAAUUGUCAAAGAGAGGGCAGCAAUGGGAGGCGAUCAAAAGAAGCGUUCAGAAUAUGAAGCGAUCUUAUGACAACUUCUUGACCUCGCUGGUCCCGUGGGAUAGCCGAAUCAAACGAGUCGAGAGUUAUUUUGGCUCCUCCGUUACUUCGUUUUUCACGCUCCUCCGGUGGCUUUGCUACAUCAACGUCUGCAUAAGUGUUUUAACCAUCUCCUUCGUUACCGUCCCAGAGCUCCUGAUUGGUGCUUCGCAAACAGAGUUACAGUAUAAAAGCAUGUCUGCAAACGAGCCAGAAGACUUUGUCGACCGAGCCUGGGAUCUUGGAAUGGUUUGGGGCUUUUCCGGACAGCUGAAAUAUUCGUACCUCUUUUAUGGCUUUUAUACAAAUCAAACCUACCGAAGUAUGGCGAAAUUCACCCAUAACGAUAUGGAUUCUAAAGGCUAUCGCAUCCCGCUGGCUUAUCUUCUUUGCACUGUUGGAGGACUGAUAAGCGCGCUGAAAAUUGAUAAAUUAAUCAAUUAA
Messenger RNA from Oikopleura dioica, 819 nucleotides. The record is from the annotation of a GenBank genome assembly. NCBI's taxonomy places the organism in Eukaryota, Metazoa, Chordata, Appendicularia, Copelata, Oikopleuridae.